Molecule: messenger RNA, 2054 nt
Organism: Columba livia (rock pigeon)
Lineage: Eukaryota; Metazoa; Chordata; Aves; Columbiformes; Columbidae
Product: C-C chemokine receptor type 4
Exons: 3
Coding region: 214-1290 (358 amino acids)
Biological process (GO): cell chemotaxis; calcium-mediated signaling; immune response
Cellular component (GO): membrane; external side of plasma membrane
Molecular function (GO): C-C chemokine binding; C-C chemokine receptor activity
Source: RefSeq, a predicted model, not a curated record
GUUUGGUCCACUUCUCUGCACACUUGUGAUUUAUUUGGUCAGUGCCAUAUACCUGAUACCAUCUAGUAAAGAGCUGUUGGAUAUCGCUGUGUAGGCAGCACCUCCCCGACAGAGCUACCUGGUGAGAAGCAAGUGAUUCUGCACCCUGAGAGCGAAGAAGCUUCUUCACAUUAGCUGAGAAGAAAGGAGAAGAAAAGGAACUGGGGAAAAAGCAUGAGUUCUUCAAGUACAGAGUCCUUUGAAGUUGAAAGCUCAACCUUAUAUGACUAUUAUGAAAACUAUAACGAUGCUCCAAAACCAUGCAGUAAGGAAAGCGUCAAGAGGUUUGCCGCCUCCUUCCUACCUGUUCUGUACACCCUGGUGUUCCUGAUCGGGCUGAUGGGAAACAUUCUGGUCAUUGUAGUCCUCUUCAAAUACAAGAGGCUGAAGAGCAUGACUGACGUCUACCUGCUAAACCUCGCCAUCUCAGAUUUGCUCUUUGUUUUAUCCUUGCCGUUCUGGUCUUAUUUCACAGUAGACCAAUGGGUUUUUGGAACUUCCUGGUGUAAAAUCAUUUCAUGGAUCUACCUGGUUGGGUUUUACAGUGGAAUAUUUUUUAUUAUGCUUAUGAGCAUAGACAGAUACCUGGCAAUUGUUCGUGCAGUGUUUUCCCUGAAAGCAAGGACUGCCUUUCAUGGCCUGACUACUAGCCUUGUUGUAUGGCUAAUAGCUCUUUCAGCCUCAGUUCCAGAACUUGUAUUUAGAGAAUCUUACAACGAACGUAAUUUUACUACCUGCAAGCUGAGAUAUCCAAGCAACUUCACAACAUGGAAACUUUUUUCCACUUUGGAAAUCAACAUUUUAGGGCUCCUACUCCCUCUAAUAGUUAUGACAUUUUGCUACUCCAUGAUCAUUAAAACAUUAGUUCACUGUAGAAACGAGAAAAAGAAUAAGGCUGUGAAGAUGAUCUUUGUUGUCAUGAUCGUGUUUUUCUUCUUUUGGACCCCCUACAACAUUGUUAUUUUCUUACAGCUGUUGGAAACUACAGGAAUCAUUAGGGACUGUCAAGUGAGCCGGAAUCUGGACUAUGCUUUCCAGGUGACGGAAAUUCUUGGCCUUUUCCACUGUUGCCUCAAUCCGGUCAUCUACUUCUUCAUGGGGGAAAAAUUUAAGAAGUACCUGAAGAUGCUCUUUAAGAACUGGUGGUUACCUGGAGAUAUUUGCAAGUGGUGCGGGGUUCACAUCACUUACCACACAGAAUCUACCAGUUCUUUCCACACACAAUCCACGGGGGAUCAAGAUGCUCUGUGAUGUGUUUCAGACCAACCACUGAACUCACCGGCCAGCAAACUGACAAAAGCGGGAACUUUGAAAAGCUAAGCAAAUGCACAUAUGUUUAACCACGAGCCAGUGCCAAAUAAUUACUUCAGCUUUGAUUUCUGCCUCCAGAGUUUCAGAGUAUUGCAACAGAAGGUGUCGUGGAUGUGAAAGGUGGGAGAUGCACAUGCAGGUUUUAUCGGCUGCGAUUACGAGUCGCUGUCAGAUGUAAGAGCAGCCUCAGCUCUCCGCAAAGCCCUGUGCCGUCCUGCUUCUUUUUCACCAGCAUCAAGACAGAGAUUGGCCUGAAUGGAGGGUCAGAAGAGAGGCAGCUGCCUGUCAUCAGCACGUGCAUUUGGAAAACACCUUCAUUUAUCCAAGAAGGAUGGCUAUUAUAAUAUUUUUUUAUUAUACAGUUGAUCUGUGUAGGAGUUUGCUCUGACUCUUAGCAAGCUUUUAACAGUGCCUGCUACUGUUCAAUGUUUCAUCUUAGGGAGAGGAUACUCUCUCUGUCAUUAAGAAAAAGGACAAACAAAUAUAUUCUUUAUGUGCACAAAGACGCAAAGCAACUGCAUUACCUUGUCUUAUAGACAUGUUUUCUCUUAGGUAUCCAAGCUGUCAUAUCUGCCCAUGUGUAGGUGUAUAUUUAGGGAUUUUUGAAUUACUUUAUCACUGUAAUUCGGGGUAGAAAUUAUGUAUUUUAAUCAACAUAGAAAAUGUUUAAAAUAUUUUUGAAUAAAAAUGUUUUUAAAAACUUC